This is a messenger RNA of Exophiala viscosa, 1218 nucleotides long. Its product is annotated as monooxygenase. Lineage: Eukaryota; Fungi; Ascomycota; Eurotiomycetes; Chaetothyriales; Herpotrichiellaceae. Gene Ontology annotation, molecular function: FAD binding. The transcript has 5 exons. The coding region runs from base 1 to 1218 and encodes 405 amino acids. The record is from RefSeq and is a predicted model, not a curated record.
AUGAGCGGGCAUCUCAAGGUGCUCAUCGUGGGAGCUGGACUAUCGGGGUUAGCAAUAGCCCAAGGCUUGAAGAAGAAUGGCAUCGACUAUGUCGUCUUUGACAAAGAAAGUUCGCCGCGCGAUCGCAACUGGGGCGUAACAAUCGCGUGGUCUCACCCAUUCCUCGCACAACUCCUACCGGAGGAGCUUUUCGAACGGCUGUCCGAAUGCCAACCAGACCCGGAACUGAACUCGAAACAGGCAGGAUGCGAAGGCGUGCUGAUUCGAGACGGUGCCACUGGCGACACCAUAGCUUCACCACCGUUUCCUGGCGUAAGACGACUUAACAUCCAGAAAACUCGGAAGAUCUGGUCAAAAGACAUCAACGUCAAGUUCGGCAAGACCGUCAGCAACAUCGAGCUCACACCCGAUGGCGUAACGGCACAGUUCGAAGACGGCACCUCCGAGUCCGGCAGCGUUCUGGUCGGUGCAGAUGGUGGAGGUUCCUGGGUCCGAAAGUGGCUGCUAGCAGACCAGGCCACGCCCCAAGUGAUGCCUUACAUCUUCCUGAAUUUCCCCAUGCGUUUCACGGCCGAGCAAGCACUGCAGAUGGAUCAGAUGAUGCAUCCGAUCGUUGAUGUCGGCGUGCACCCGAAGUCGAUGUACAUCGGUGUCUUCCUGCUGGACAAGCCUGACCUGCACGACCCAACGACAUGGAUCUUUUAUAUUCUCGCGACGUGGCCAAAGACCGUCACACCCAGCGAGGAGAACGCGGAUAUGGUCGAUGAGCUGCGCAAAAGAGCAAAAGACUGGGCAGACCCAUACAAGUCUGCAGUGGAGUGGAUUCCGGAGGACGUCAAGGCCAAGGCUGUGCCGUUCAGGAUCUGGGGGCCACCUUCAUCAGGCUGGAAUAACCAGAGUGGUAAGGUGACACUGGCUGGAGAUGCAGCCCACAGCAUGACUUUUCAUCGUGGCCAAGGAGCCAACAAUGCCAUCCGUGAUAGUGAGCGGUUCGUCAAUGCUAUGCUUAAAGUCAAGGGCGGAGAAAUGUCGCUGUCUGAGGCUGUUUCGGAGUAUGAUGAGGACGUGAUCGCGAGGGGUAGCCGAGAGGUUGAGAUAUCCAGAAUCCAGACCGAAGCCUUCCAUGAUCACGCCAACUUUCUGGAAAGUCCUGUUGUGAAAAUGGGAAUCAAGCCGGUUGCAACUGUGACCAAUGCUGACGGCGAACAGACGGCUUGA